This is a messenger RNA of Dentiscutata erythropus, 593 nucleotides long. NCBI's taxonomy places the organism in Eukaryota, Fungi, Glomeromycota, Glomeromycetes, Diversisporales, Gigasporaceae. The record is from the annotation of a GenBank genome assembly.
UUCGUGAAGAAGUUAAUAACCUAGAACAACAGAUUUCUCAUUGCAUAAAACGAUAUGUACAUCUUGGUUUUGAUGUAACAAAUGGUGAAAAUAUAGAAAAAGCAAUGCAAAAUCUUAAAUGGACUUGGCCAAUUGAGGGCUAUAUGCAGGAUUUAUAUGCUCAUACCCAUUACCUGGUUUUGGAAAGACAAAUUACACAGAUCUAUAAAUUGUUAAAAUCAGAUAUUGAGCAACCACAGCCUGAAUAUUCAAAUCAUACUAUAUCUCAAGGAAUCUGGAUCAUGCCUGAUUUGAGACGGUGGACUACGGCUAAGUUACAUGAAGAAUUAGAGAAUCUUGAUAUUUUUGUUGAUAAAAAUACACCUAGAGAUGAAUUAAUAACUGUUUUAAAAACAAACCUAUGCUUAAAAACUUUGGACAACCUGGAAAAUAAUAACACCAGUAUGGAGAAUGUAGUAACUGAAAAUAUCGAUUUGAUGGAUAUUGACAAAGCACCAAAUAUUAUUUUAUUCUCAUUACCUCUUGGUUGGGCAUUAAGACACAAUCAAAAAUAUGAAAAAAAAGAGAAAAAAGAUUAUCAAAAGACAUGGUAG